Messenger RNA from Solanum verrucosum, 1284 nucleotides. RefSeq lists its product as uncharacterized. Gene Ontology annotation, biological process: DNA integration. The record is from RefSeq and is a predicted model, not a curated record. The transcript is spliced from 7 exons. NCBI's taxonomy places the organism in Eukaryota, Viridiplantae, Streptophyta, Magnoliopsida, Solanales, Solanaceae. Gene Ontology annotation, molecular function: nucleic acid binding. The coding region runs from base 1 to 1284 and encodes 427 amino acids.
AUGGUGGAGCAUCAACUAUUUGCCAAGAAAAGCAAAUGUUUCUUUGGUGUCCAUAGAAUUGAAUACCUUGGUCACUUUAUCACAGCAGAAGGUGUUUCUACUGAUCCUCAAAAGAUCAAAGUUGAAGCUUUGACUCAAUCUCAUGUAUUAGCUUUACCUGAUGCCAACAAAACUUUCAUUGUUGAAAUCGAUGCUAAUGGUUAUGGAAUUUUUGUUGUUAUUAUGCAAGAGGGACAUCAUAUAUCCUUUAUUAGCAAAUCAUUAUCUCCAAGACAUGUUGCUCUGUUAGUUUAUGAUAGAGAGUUAUUGGCCAUUGUCCAAUUAUUAUGGUUAACAAAGUUGAUGUCAUUUGAUUAUUCUACUGAGUACAAAAAGGGAGUUGAGAACAAAGUAGUUGAUGCGCUAUCGAGAGUUACUGGGGUUGAUUUACUUGCUUUGGUGAUUUCCCCAACCAACACUGAUCUCUUUCAAGAUGUUGUGGAUAGUUGGCACUCAGACCCAGAGCUUACACAGUUGAUUGCAGAUUUACAAGCUAAUCAUGACUCUUAUAAGCAGUUUACUUGGUUGCAAGGCCAAUUAAGAAGGAAAGGAAAACUAGCGAUUGGUAAGAAGAACAUGAGAACAGAAGUGAAGGGUUUCAUUCAAAGGUGUGAUGCUUGUCAGAAGAACAAAUCUAAUGUAGCUGCUUACCCUGGGUUGUUACAACCAUUACCCCUUCUUGAGGUGGUGUGGUCUCAAAUUAGUAUUGACUUCAUUUAUGGUCUUCCCAAGUCUCAUAGCUGUAAGGUGUUCUUGGAUACUAUUGUGAAGUUAUAUGGCUUACCUGAUGCUAUAACCAGUGAUAGAGAUGUUGUGUUCCCGAGCUCUUUUUGGCAGGAGCUAUUUACUCUUCAAGGGGUAUUGUUGCAUAUAUCUACAACUUAUCAUCCUCAGUCUGAUGGACAAACUGAAGUGCUGAAUAGAUUCCUUGAAACCUACUUAAGAUGCUAUUGCAGUGAUGAUGCUUCCAAUUCCAUACAAACCACACCAUAUGAAGCCUUAUAUGGCAAGACACCUCCUCUAUAUCUCCCUUACUUACCUGGUGAAUUAGCUUCUGCCGAAAUCAUUAAGAAGGUUGACCAUGUGGCCUACACUCUUUUGUUGCCUAGUUCUGUCAAGAUUCACCCAGCUGUGCAUGCCUCGUUGUUAAAAAAGUGUUAUGAAGUGCCUUCCCACGUUUCUUAUCCUCCGAUUGUUGAUCUAGCCAAUAAAAAUUUCCCUACUCCAGAGUCUGUUUUAAAGUGA